Sphenostylis stenocarpa is the source of this 219-nucleotide messenger RNA. Lineage: Eukaryota; Viridiplantae; Streptophyta; Magnoliopsida; Fabales; Fabaceae. The record is from the annotation of a GenBank genome assembly.
AUGGAAGAACUGUGUGAAAUGAGGGGAAUGGAGCGGCUAUUUAUAGGGAUUCGCGCCUAUGGCCGUCUCACCAAACGAGACAGCGGUCUCGCCACUUUCGCAAGGCGAGACGGCGGUCCCGAAUAUGAGACAGCGGUCUCGACCCUGAAAGGCGAAAAUCCUUAUUUUCAUGCCAAAAAUCCCUCCUAUCCUAGUAUGGGGCCUAAUAGUCUCUCCUAG